Molecule: messenger RNA, 4197 nt
Organism: Polyodon spathula (Mississippi paddlefish)
Lineage: Eukaryota; Metazoa; Chordata; Actinopteri; Acipenseriformes; Polyodontidae
Product: transmembrane protein 165-like
Exons: 6
Coding region: 741-1637 (298 amino acids)
Biological process (GO): calcium ion transmembrane transport; manganese ion transmembrane transport; Golgi calcium ion homeostasis
Cellular component (GO): Golgi apparatus
Molecular function (GO): calcium ion transmembrane transporter activity; manganese ion transmembrane transporter activity
Source: RefSeq, a predicted model, not a curated record
AGUUGUUUGAAUAGUUAUUGAGGAAACUUAAACAACCCGCCAAUAGAUCCUACUAUCAGACGUUUCUGUUGUGUCGAAUAUGCCAUGUUGCCCAUUGUAAAUAAAACCGUCUUACAAAAAGAUUAUGUUGGGGAAAGUCUAUUUAGACAGAUGGGAGGUGUUUAUUUCUUUUUUUUAUCAACCAGUUAUACAUACUAUUACAAUGAAGACAAUGUCCAUUUCCCCCGUUAAAUAGAGAUGCAGUAGUCGCAUAUUGACUUUUUUUAAAAAUCCAUCUGUACCUAGCUGCUACAUAAAUGUCAACAAAGCUUUAACUGAUGACUCCUUAAGUGUGGUGUUCUGAACCUGGAAACGCUGCGGUUCACAGCUCUUUGAUAAGAGUUGUGGUUUCAAUGGCUUCUCGUUUACUUCCUUUUAAGUAUCGACCUAACUUUAAAAAAGGAAUAUGUGACGCAAUGUGAUUGACAACACUCUUAACUAAUCGCAGUACAGUGCUGUGUGCUGUCAUGCUUUUGUCUGCAAGUGUAUGGCUGAAAAAACUAAAAGGGGGUGGCAACAUAUUGCUGAUCGCCGUUUGGCGUGAGCAGCAUUUUCUCAAGCACAGCCGGUCCGGUUAGUUUUCAGCAGACAACUGAGACGGCCUUAAACAAUAAUGUGUAUAUAGAGUAAAAGAUCGUUUUUCAUUCUUUCUUUACUGUAGCACUAUUUUCUGAUUUUAGGACGUUAUUUUAAUUGUAAAGAUGUUAUAUAAAACUGGUAGGUAUGGAGGUAAUGUCGCCUUAGCCCUGCUGGUUAUCUUUGUGUCGUCGGCCGGAGUCCGCGGUAUUCAGGAAGAGCAUAUACCAGAGCAGUCUCAUCCACAGCAAGAGAAGUUGCCUACCCAGCUUCUUAUAGGUCCAGCAGUGGGUGAGGAUGCUGCCACCAAAGGGAACCUGGGGUUUAUUCAUGCCUUUGUGGCUGCAAUAUCUGUUAUCAUUGUCUCUGAGCUGGGUGAUAAGACCUUCUUUAUUGCAGCUAUCAUGGCCAUGCGCUACAAUCGCUUGACCGUGCUGGCUGGAGCAAUGCUUGCACUAGGGGUGAUGACCUGUUUAUCAGUUCUGUUUGGGUAUGCCACGACUAUCAUCCCCAGAAUAUAUACCUACUAUGUGUCGACAGCAUUGUUUGCUAUAUUUGGCAUCCGAAUGCUUCGAGAGGGGUUGAAAAUGAGUGCUGACGAGGGACAGGAAGAGCUGGAGGAAGUGCAAGCAGAGAUUAAGAAAAAAGAUGAAGAACUCCAGAGAUCCAAGUUGGUGAACGGCAGCCCAGAUGUUGAAGCUGGGGCAGGAAGCAUGAUGCCACAGAAGAGCUGGCACAAUAUCAUUUCUCCAAUCUUCGUUCAGGCAUUUACACUCACGUUUCUUGCAGAAUGGGGAGACCGGUCUCAGCUAACAACGAUUGUCCUGGCAGCAAGGGAGGAUCCCUUUGGAGUAGCAGUUGGUGGAACACUUGGGCAUUGCUUAUGUACAGGACUUGCAGUGAUUGGAGGAAGAAUGAUAGCACAGAAAAUAUCUGUCAGAACCGUUACAAUUGUAGGUGGCAUUGUGUUCUUGGCAUUUGCAUUCUCUGCACUUUUCAUCAAACCAGAUGCUGGAUUUUAACCUUAAAGUUUCAUCCCCAAGGUCAUGGGUGAAAACAGAAGAUUAUUUCUCCUGUAUAUAUGUACAGUGGUUCUACUCUAGAAACGGCAGGCUAGAUACCCUGUCAAAGGUCUGAAUGAGUAUAGCACGGUUACAGAUCCCAUGUGUUUUUUUGUGAGUUUGCAACCCAUUCACUGAAUCAGUGUGCUAUUAGAGGAUUUACUUUUUUAUCCAAUCACUGCAGCCAUGUGAAAAAAAAGUAGCAAAAUAAAUUAUUAGCCACCAACUCUUAAACCCUGAAUUCAGUAUAACUUCCAGAUGUUUUUCAUCAAGGUAUUUUUGUUGGUUUAAAAUAUACAAACCAGUGUAGAGAUUUUCUUUCUUUUUUUUUUUAAACUUGUGAUUUUUUUUUUCUUUUAAGAUGAAGUAUUGCACAUCAGGGAAUUUUUACAUUGCUGGGUUGAAAACUUACAAGAUACUGUACUACAUUGUCAAUAUUUGAUAAACUGCAGCAAACUGAAAGGAAAUAAUUGACUUACUAUAAUCUUGCAGAAAACAUCUGCUUGUACACCGAUACAUGUAAAAAAAUGUUUAAAAGCCAACUGUGCCACAAUAAAGGUGAUGUGUUUGAAUUUAUGGUAUUUACAUAUUUACAUGUUUUAAAUAUGCAGUGUUUUUACUGUAUUCCAUCGAAUUUAAGAUGUUCUUCUCAAAAAUAGCCUGCAUUUUAAAAUCGAUUACAGUAUAGUGAUGCAUGUAUUAAACCACCAACAAAAGAUGUGACUGCCAGAGUACACAAACAGCGACAUGACUUACUGCCGAGAAAAGACAAACCAAAACGUUCCAUCCUGGUCUCGAAUCAUUCAUGACACACAAGCAACAAUUUUCAAUUGCCGUUAGCUUCCUAAGGAAUUUGAAGAGAAGCUUUUACAAUUUCAGCAUUUCUAACAAACUGUACCAGCUUGGACAGAUUGGAAAUGCUGAGCAGACCCCCAUAGUUUUCGACAUGCCAAGCAAAUACCACAGUUUACAAACUGGGAGAAAAACAAGUGUGACAACUGGAAAUGAAAAGCCACACAUAACUGUAAUGCUUCGUGUGUUAGCAGACUGUUGCAAAGUGCCUCCAUAUGCGUAUUUGAGGUUGUAUAUUUGCAAAUGCAUAUUUAUGUUUUCCUCAAAUUGAGAGUAGGAAAUUUGGGCUGCGUCUUAAAUUCAAAGGAAUACGGUACAUAUUCUACAUCGGUACAUGUCCAGUUACAACAUGCAACACAGUGUCGUACAAGCCCUAUAAAUGGAACACUAGGAGACUUUUUUUUUUUUUCAAAAAUGAAAACAAACUACAUCACUGCUGUUUUUUUAGCUCAGAACAUGCUACUAGUCUUGAAUACAUGCAAAGUUACUGUAAUGAACCAACUUUGUGGUCUUAAAGUUGUACAUUGUACAAACCAUACAUUCUCUGUGAUCAGGGAGAGAAUUGGUUUAAUACAUUCUUACCAGACAGGUCUAUUUGUAUGUUUUAAGUAGUGAAGUAUCCUAAAAGUGCUGCUUUAAAAUGUAUAAACCUAUUCAUUUGCGUACCUCAUUUCAUAAGAUUUCUUGUGGUUUUUGCAGUGCCAAAUAUGCUCAGCCCUUUCACAAUUCUGAAUCUAUUUACAUAGAAAUACCGGACAGUCUUUCAUCAUGUGGCAAGUGAAAAUCACCACAGCACAGCCGAUGGAGUAAUAUAGCAGAAAUGUCAUAACCAGCACUAAUAUUUAUCCUUAGAGACAUGUUUUAAAAAAAAAUACUUUAUUAUAUAUAUUGUAUUUUAUUAUGUGUUUAUAUACUGAAAUGGAGGAAGGGGUGUAUGUUAAUGUGAGGAUGGUGUACCUCAUUAAAUGUUUUUUUUAUUUUAUGUUUUUUUUUUGCAUUGCACAUAUUUAAAGCACCAUAAACAUUUGCUAUGUACUGACUGAGUGAAGUUAGACUUCUAAAAUCAAAUAGCUCAUUUAUACAUGAAUCUUGACCCAGAGUUUACCAUUUAAAUGUAAUGAGAAUAAAUUAAAUUGUUAAUGCAUGCAAAACCCUGUUAUUUCAUAAGCUCAGCACAAAGAAAAUGCUGUGCAAUAAAUAGUAUGCAUACAAUACGACACAGAAAGAACACCAAUAAAGAUUCAGAGCUUUAACAUUAAAAACGACAGAACAUAUAAUAUGAUCUAACAUGAUUUCAUUUUCUCUUGUCUCCAAUAAACACUUUCAAAGAACAAUAUAUUUUUAUUGUAAUUACACCUGGGUUUAUUAUUUUUAUUGCACAUUAGAACAUUUUAACUUACUGUAAUAUCAGCAACAAUUUAAAACAGCCAAAGAAACACCAAUUUACAUGAUUUAUUUUAUUUAUUUUUUUUUUUAUUAAACUCAAACUUGCAUUUUGGGAGUAGGUGGAAUACAUAUAGUUUGAAAAUUGGCUUUUUAUUUCCUGGCAUCUCAUUGGCUAGUACCCUUGGCAGGGAGGGGGGACAUUAACUUUCAAUAGAAAAAGUAAGCAUAUCCUUGAGCCAUCUACUCAUCAGUAUUAAAAAUAAAUAAAACUUAUCUGUUUAAA